CCGUUUCAUCCCAUGGUGAAUUUGGAAUGCUCCAGAGAUUUUCGACCAUUUCUGUGUGCCCUCUACGCUCCUGUGUGCAUGGAGUACGGCCGGGUCACUCUCCCUUGUCGCAGGCUCUGUCAAAGAGCGUACAGCGAGUGCUCCAAACUCAUGGAGAUGUUUGGGGUCUCUUGGCCUGAGGAUAUGGAGUGCACUAGAUUCCCAGAUUGUGAUGAGCCAUAUCCUCGUCUUGUUGACCUCAAUCUAGCUGGGGAGCCCACAGAAGAGGCCCCGAUGGCAGUACAGAGGGAUUAUGGUUUUUGGUGUCCUCGGGAGCUGAAAAUAGACCCUGAUCUGGGUUACUCUUUCCUGAGGGUACGGGACUGUUCCCCUCCUUGCCCAAAUAUGUAUUUUCGGCGUGAAGAGCUCUCCUUUGCUCGCUACUUCAUCGGAGUGAUCUCCAUCGUCUGCCUUUCCGCUACCUUGUUUACUUUUUUAACUUUUCUGAUCGAUGUCACAAGAUUUCGCUAUCCAGAAAGACCGAUAAUAUUUUACGCUGUCUGUUACAUGAUGGUGUCAUUAAUUUUCUUCAUUGGCUUUCUGCUUGAAGACCGAGUAGCGUGUAAUGCAUCUAGCCCUGCCCAGUACAAGGCUUCCACAGUGACCCAGGGCUCUCACAACAAAGCCUGCACCAUGCUUUUCAUGGUGCUCUAUUUCUUUACCAUGGCUGGCAGUGUUUGGUGGGUCAUUCUUACCAUCACGUGGUUCUUGGCGGCUGUGCCAAAAUGGGGCAGUGAAGCCAUCGAGAAGAAGGCAUUGCUCUUCCACGCCAGUGCCUGGGGCAUUCCAGGAACUCUAACCAUCAUCCUCUUAGCAAUGAAUAAAAUUGAAGGUGACAAUAUUAGCGGCGUAUGUUUUGUUGGCCUCUAUGAUGUGGAUGCAUUAAGAUACUUUGUGCUUGCACCUCUCUGCCUGUAUGUUGUUGUCGGCGUUUCCCUUCUGCUAGCUGGCAUUAUCUCUCUCAAUCGGGUUCGCAUUGAAAUCCCGUUAGAAAAAGAGAACCAGGACAAACUAGUGAAGUUCAUGAUCCGGAUUGGCGUGUUCAGUGUUCUGUACCUCGUGCCCCUGUUGGUUGUAAUUGGCUGCUAUUUCUAUGAGCAGGCUUAUCGAGGUGUGUGGGAGACGACGUGGAUUCAAGAACGCUGCAGAGAAUAUCACAUCCCGUGUCCCUACCAGGUCACUCAGAUGAGUCGUCCAGAUCUGAUUCUCUUUCUCAUGAAAUAUCUCAUGGCUUUGGUUGUUGGGAUACCUUCCGUCUUCUGGGUUGGAAGCAAAAAGACCUGUUUUGAGUGGGCUAGCUUCUUCCAUGGCCGCAGGAAAAAAGAAGUUGUAAAUGAGAGUCGUCAGGUGCUGCAAGAGCCAGACUUUGCUCAGUCUCUUCUGCGAGACCCCAAUACCCCCAUCAUCCGAAAAUCCAGAGGCACUUCUACCCAGGGCACCUCCACUCACGCCUCCUCUACCCAGCUGGCGAUGCUGGACGACCAAAGGAGCAAGGCCGGCAGCGUCCACAGCAAAGUCAGCAGCUACCACGGCAGCCUGCACCGAUCGCGGGACGGCCGGUACACUCCCUGCAGCUACAGAGGCGUGGAAGAAAGACUACCUCACGGCAGCAUGUCCCGACUGACCGAUCAUUCCAGGCACAGCAGCUCUCAUCGGCUUAAUGAACAGUCGCGUCACAGCAGCAUUCGGGAUCUCAGCAGCAACCCCAUGACGCACAUCACGCACGGGACCAGCAUGAACCGCGUCAUCGAAGAGGACGGCACCAGCGCUUGA
Molecule: messenger RNA, 1812 nt
Organism: Pterocles gutturalis (yellow-throated sandgrouse)
Lineage: Eukaryota; Metazoa; Chordata; Aves; Pterocliformes; Pteroclidae
Gene: FZD3
Product: frizzled class receptor 3
Exons: 5
Biological process (GO): canonical Wnt signaling pathway; non-canonical Wnt signaling pathway
Cellular component (GO): plasma membrane
Molecular function (GO): Wnt-protein binding; Wnt receptor activity
Source: RefSeq, a predicted model, not a curated record